GUGGUGGUGGUGGUGGUGGGAGGAGUCCGAGGAAGAGGGCCUGAUCGUUUCGUGGGGACUUGCUAAACCGUAAUGGGUGCCGGAGUGGCAUGUGGAAGGUGUUAUUAGGGGUUGGCUGUUUGCAUUUUGGCGGCGGCGGCGGUUGCAUAACGUCUCUCACUUUGAUGAUACCCAGUACAACUGGCAUGGUUGCAUGGUUGCAUGGCCACAUAGCUGGAUGGCACAUUAAGGAGUUGCUUACGGAAUGUCAAGUGCAUAUGGCGUUCUUAACGAUCAUGAGGAUGGCACAUACUGGAGGGGUUGUUUGAGUUGUAGAGGUAUCAAAGAAUGUUGAUAGGUAUUGUAAUA
This is a messenger RNA of Chaetomium fimeti, 348 nucleotides long. RefSeq lists its product as uncharacterized. The record is from RefSeq and is a predicted model, not a curated record. NCBI's taxonomy places the organism in Eukaryota, Fungi, Ascomycota, Sordariomycetes, Sordariales, Chaetomiaceae. The transcript has a single exon. The coding region runs from base 90 to 308 and encodes 72 amino acids.